ACUGCCGCCACUAACGCGUCGAUUGAUUCGCCUGAAAACACAGCCGAACUGGGUGAAGAACAGGCCCUAUCGCCAGUGAUUUUGUCCAACGCCAACGCUCAGGCUGAGAGCAGCAACAGUAGCUUUCAGAGCCCAUACACUGCCGCCACUAACGCGUCGAUUGAUUCGCCUG
Penicillium egyptiacum is the source of this 172-nucleotide messenger RNA. NCBI's taxonomy places the organism in Eukaryota, Fungi, Ascomycota, Eurotiomycetes, Eurotiales, Aspergillaceae. The record is from the annotation of a GenBank genome assembly.